AUGCCUGCAUGUGCACAGUGUUCGCUGCAUCAAAACAGAAUGGCUGAAUCUGUUGAUCCUUCAAAGCUAAUGAAAAGUUGGAGUAUUUGGCCAUCAACGAUUGAGGGUGCAGGUCCAGCAUAUGACAUUGAGGAAGCCUUCCGGCGAUUACCUCUCCCGUAUGCUGAUCAAGAGUUCAAUAUUGACCCUAUUAAGGAGGAGUUGGAAAGUGUGACAAAACCACCUCCAUAUGUACAUUUGAAGCAUAAUGUAUAUUUCGUCAAGAAGAAAUGUGAUGGUGAUGCCAUUGAAGCUAAAUGCAGUGAUUGUGACCCUCCUCUGACCUGUCAAAUAAGAUGCUCGUGCAGGUCUGUGUCCAUUAGCUGCUCUCAGGCUUGCAAGUGCUCAAAUAAGUGCACUAACAGACCAUUUCGCAGAGAGAAAAGGAUCGGGGUUGUUAAGACACAACAUUGUGGAUGGGGUGCCAUAGCAUUGGAAACCAUCGAGGAAGGUGAUUUUGUGAUAGAGUUUGUUGGAGAAGUUAUAGAUGGCGCGAGAUGUGAAGAAAGGCUUCAAGACAUGAGACAGCGCCGAGAUAAAAAUUUCUACAUGUGUAAAGUCAACAACAACUUUAUAAUAGAUGCAACAUUCAGAGGAAAUGAUUGCCGCUUUUUUAACCACAGCUGCAGACCUAACUGUCAGUUGGAAAAUUGGCAAGUUAGUGGCAAGACAAGGCUAGGUGUGUUUUCUUUACAGGGUAUACGAGUGGGUGAGCCCUUGACCUACAAUUACAGCUUCGAACAACAUUUUGGUCCACAGACAGAAUGUUUCUGUGGUGCUGAAAACUGCCGAGGGAAGCUGUGA
Triticum turgidum subsp. durum (durum wheat) is the source of this 843-nucleotide messenger RNA. Lineage: Eukaryota; Viridiplantae; Streptophyta; Magnoliopsida; Poales; Poaceae. The record is from the annotation of a GenBank genome assembly.